CUUCAUUUCCGCAUACGCCAUUUCACAUCCCACAUCCCUCUCGUCAGUUAUUCCGUCAACGGGUCGAGCGAAGAGUUGCUGGUGGAGCUCGUCCCGAAGAAGAGGGACAUACACGUCUUCUGCUGCAGCGGCGUCGUUGCGGAAGCGAUCAGAUACGAGCCCAAAAUGUCCAAAUGGGUCCACUUUGGUGUUGCACUCAACCUGACCGGCCGCACCCUCUACCUCAUCAACGAUGGACAAGAAACUAGAGUCAACUUAAAGAUCGACUAUUCUAAAAUUGGCGUCGGUAACAAGUUAGCAGUGCGAGGAGGUGGACGUUUUGUGCUCGGCCAGAGGCUGUAUUCCCCUGAGGGCGGAUUCCAUGUUCUAGAGUCGGUGGAUGGGGACUUUGCUGAUUAUAGAUUCUAUAACACGUCCUUGUCGUCGAGUGAAAUAUCAGAGCUACUGACAUGUCAAAAUCCAUCUCUAUAUCGUCAGCCCUUUAUUACUUUGAGGCAUAGUUCCUUAAAGAUAGUUGGCACUGUAGCGCUUGAUAAAAUGGAUCUUGAUGCAAUUUGCAAAGAUCACGUCCCCGAGUUUUACUUGUUCUUUUCAGAGAAAAGGAGUUUCAAGAAUGCUCUAUCUUGGUGCCAUAAAAUCAAGGGAGAAAUAGUCCUCCCGCAAGAGCCAGAACUGAAUGAGAUGCUGUUUCACGCUUUCUGGCCGCAACGAGAGAAGUGCCAGGAUAUUUGGACUCACCUCUUCUGGCUUGGCUUUGAAGGAGACCUGCAAAACCGAACGUGGCACAAGCUUAUUGACAGGAAGACACCGGAAUGGUUCAAUUUCCUCUCGCUCUAUAGGAGUGUGACGACAGAAUAUCAAUGUGGCGCAACUGUCAGUCAUGAUCCGUACAAAUGGGCAGCUUGCCCCUGUGGAAUCGAGGCCUGUACCGUGUGUAACUUCACCACCUACCCAGACCUGAGAUUGAGAGGAAUGUGUAAAGUUUCUCUCUUGGAUAAAGACUAUUCUUUUCGAGAGAACAGCGACUACAGGCUGGUGUUUGAAGGUCUUUGGCAUACCAUGAUUGUGUUUGAGGAGGAGACUUGGGUCAUGAAGAGUCGCCUUUAUCAAAACAUUUCUGGGAGAAUGAUUCUGAAGACAAGAGGAGAGUAUCCUGUUGGGGUCCACACAUGGACGCUCACUGGUGAUCGAUGUACGCAGCAAGAGACCAAAUUCCUGUUGACCUCCUGCAACACCAGUCAGUACACUUGCAACGACGGGUCGUGCAUUCAGAAAGAGGCUCGAUGUGACUUGUCGAUGGACUGCGCUGACGAGAGCGACGAGAUGGACUGCUCAGUGGUUGUGGUACCUGACCUGUACUCAGAGAACAUUCCCCCACCAAACGUCCAGGAGGUGGCUUUGCCGGUGAACAUUUCCUUCAACAUCACCUCCAUCAAGGAGUUCGACCUCACUUCGUUCAGCAUUGGGGUGGAUAUGAUGAUCACCACUAAGUGGGAAGACCGGAGGCUCAAGUACAAGAACAUCAGGCCAACUAUAAGGCGAAUCAGCUGCAGAACAAGCAGUCCGUCUGGGUUCCGCAGCUCAAGUAUCGGGAUGGAACACUCAGCGCUGCUAAACAGGACAGCCACUCGGAUAAUCUAUACGUAAGCCGCAUGACGAGAGCUCUGCCUGAUGAUUCCACCUCUAUACUCGAAGAUAUAGUUUACAGUGGAAAGGGGAAUCCGCUCGUCUACGAGAAAGAAGUAACCGUUGACUUCAAGUGUCACUUCCGCCUCCAGAUGUAUCCAUUUGACCGGCAAGUCUGCUUCUUGGAAUUCAUUUUGGAACUGUCCUCAGACUUGGGAGUCUUAAUACAGGAAAGUGGUGCCGCAGUUUCGU
Macrobrachium nipponense is the source of this 1878-nucleotide messenger RNA. RefSeq lists its product as uncharacterized. NCBI's taxonomy places the organism in Eukaryota, Metazoa, Arthropoda, Malacostraca, Decapoda, Palaemonidae. The coding region runs from base 166 to 1647 and encodes 493 amino acids. Gene Ontology annotation, biological process: monoatomic ion transport. The transcript has 5 exons. Gene Ontology annotation, molecular function: extracellular ligand-gated monoatomic ion channel activity; protein binding. Gene Ontology annotation, cellular component: membrane. The record is from RefSeq and is a predicted model, not a curated record.